Molecule: messenger RNA, 14324 nt
Organism: Nylanderia fulva
Lineage: Eukaryota; Metazoa; Arthropoda; Insecta; Hymenoptera; Formicidae
Gene: Tet
Product: tet methylcytosine dioxygenase-like
Biological process (GO): positive regulation of transcription by RNA polymerase II; chromosomal 5-methylcytosine DNA demethylation, oxidation pathway
Cellular component (GO): nucleus
Molecular function (GO): DNA binding; zinc ion binding; DNA 5-methylcytosine dioxygenase activity
Source: RefSeq, a predicted model, not a curated record
AGAGGAGGAAGAAAAAAAAAAAAAAAGAGACAAAAGGAUCACCACUGUCAAGUGGCCAGACACUAGACGCGGGGACGGACGUUAACGUCGCGAUGACGUGGCGGGGAAGAAGAUGAGCGCGGAGGUGACGAAGGAGGUCGUCGCCACCGAGAGGGUCCCGACGAGCCCUCCGGCGGCGGUCGCGACCUCACCGGGCACGGUCGGCGCCGGCGACCUGUCCGCGCGGCAUCUGCCGCCCUUCAGCAGCUUCGCCGGCGACAACACGAUGGACACCUCGACGACGCUGACGACCCUCCACGCCCAGGACAUCGGGUCGGGUCUGAUGUCGUCCUGGGAUUACUACGAGGGCCUGACCGGUCGGCUGAUCGAUUCCCGCGGCGAGGUGAUCAUGGCGAACACUAUUGGCGGUCAGUACCGACCGUGGGAGUCUAAAGGCGGCGGCGUAGAGGGUCUACCCAGCUUCGCCAGUCAAUUCACCGCCCCGAGCGAGGCCGAGCCGCAGUUGACGGCGCUCACGCCACUAUCGCCGGCGUCCAUCUCGCACUCGCCGCCGGUCACGUCGGCCGUGGGCCUGCCGAGCUUCCACACGCUCGGGACGCCACUUCCGGCGCCGCACCCUCAUCGCGGAUCGGUCGGUUAUCCCCUGGUCCCGGCGCCGGUGCAGGCUCGGGAAGUCCCGGCGCUUCAGCAGCAGCUCCUCGACGAGCGUCACAUACAACUGUUGGGCUCCAGUCAGGUCCAAGCGUUCCCGCCACCGGGUCACCCGCAUCACACGGUCCUGACGGUGGUGAAGCCCGACCCUUAUCCCCAGCUGCACCACGCGAAUUUUCAAAACCCGAUGUCGACCGUGCUGGACUCCUCGCCGACCUCGCGACCGAUCGGCAUCGACGGCCGCAAGAAGGAACGUAGAAAAAUCCGGGCUGGCUCCAUGGAAUCGGAAGAUGGCGGCGGUGGAGGUGGAGGCGGCGGCGGCGCUGGUACCGGCAACGUGGAGAGUUCCGGCCAGGUCGCCGCUGUGUCCUCCACCGCGAAUCGCGGCGUUCACCACCUCGGCGGCGGCUUGACCGACGGCGACGGCGACGGCGGCCUCGGCGACAAGCCGGCGAAGAAGAAGCGGAAACGCUGCGGCGAGUGCAUAGGCUGCCAGCGCAAGGACAACUGCGGUGACUGCGCGCCCUGCAGGAACGACAAGAGCCACCAGAUCUGCAAGAUGAGGAGAUGCGAGAAGCUCACGGAGAAGAAGCACCUGUACCACCUGCAAACCGGCGAAGGGGCUUUUCGGGAGCGAGGAAGGGGACGAGGCAAGGGUGCCACGAGGAGUUAUCGAAAGAUUGCGCGGCAAGUCAAUACGCCUGACAGUGCGCCAGCUGGUCUUGGUAGCCCGCAGGCUGGUAUCGGUGGUUUGCAGCAACAGCACCAGCAACAAACGCAGCAAUCUUUGCACCAGGCAGAUCCCAUGCAGCAGACGAAGGACAAUCUCAACCCCGCGGCGAACCAACAAACGGGCGCCUUGAGGAACGGCAACCCACCACCACCCGUCGUUUCUAUGUCACCCGGAGUGAUGCCAUUUUACGGAGAUUCCGGCACCGGCUUCCGACCCGCGGCUGGUUUUGGAAACGCGGUCUGGCAUCAGGGAGUCGGACCCGUCGCAGUCGAGACGUCACCGGCUCCAUGGCCGCCUCAACAAUUUAUUCAACAAAUUUCCGCGCCAAAUCAACUCGACGAGUUGAGGUACCAUACUCAGUAUGGCGCCGCGACACCCUAUCAUCCUCAAGCAGUCCCAUAUCAACAACAAACCUUUAUACCGGCGGAUCAGUCUGCGUUUCAACGAGCCGGGACGACGGGACAGUACACCAUCACGGGACAGCCUUCACCGUUGGCUCCUGUUGGAGGACAGACGGUGGUUUCGACAUCCCAGAGGCAGUUGAAUGGACAAUUUGUAGAUCCUGCGGCCACCGCUAAUCAGUCAGUCACCUACGAAAGACAGGAUUACGUAAAUGGCUAUCAACAACAAGAAGUGACAAUGGCACCGCCCCCGUCAACGACGCCGACGAGUCGCAGCAGCUCGGUGCACAUGGAUAGUCAACAACAGCAACAACAGGGAGGUCAACAACAGCCACCGCAGCAGCAGCAGCAGCAACAGCAGCAGCAGCAGCAACCCACCGCGGAUACGCAAGUAAAAGGAUUCGCCACGAUUGCCGCCACUAACGUGUCGGGAAACGAGAUGCCUGGGUAUCCACUUCAACCGGACCCACAGAGUUUACACAGCUCUAACGGAUAUCCAGGCUACGUGGAAAUGGGUCAGCAAUCAUCGCAGAACCAAUGGCAAAUGGUUCAGCAGCAGCAGCAGCAACACCAUCAGCAAACUCAAAUUCAACGACAACAAUCGACGGUUGACAAUAAUCAACAACACAUGUGGUCAGACACGAGUGGAAAAAUGAACAGCGCCGUCAACAGUAACAUGAAUUGGCAAGAAGGAGCGAUGCAACAACAAUCGCAUCAUCCGCAACAAAGUAUGCAGGGCAAUCUAAAGCAAGUGGAACAGCAACAAGCUACUCAAAUGCAGGAACUGCCGAGACCGGCGAGUCACAUGAGCUGGGAAACUGGAAGCGUAAAGGAACCCCAAACACCACAAUCGUGGUCCGAGAACGCUGACAAUCAGCAGCAACAAACUCAGGGAAACUGGUCGCGACAGAGUCCGAAGCUGAGGGAUCCACAAAACCCACGGUUGACGCCAUCCAAUCAGCAGCAACAGCCUCAACAUCAGACGUGGCUGCAACACUCUCCAAAACUGUCGGACCACAAUAAUGCUCAACAAAGCGCGAGGAUGACGCCUUCCGUCCAGCGUAAUUGGCAGCAAAAUAGUCCGGAGAUGCAAGGACCUCAGCAAAAUCCGAGACUCACGCCUUCACAACAGAUGCAACAGCAACAACAGUCGCAACAACAGCAGCAGCAGCCGCAACAAUCACAACAACAACAACAGUGGACGCAGCAAACCAAGGUGGAGCAGAAUCCCAGACUCACACCGUCCAAUCAAAUGUCGUGGCCGGAUACGCCGACUAGUCAACCAAAUUGGUCACCAAAUAGCAUAAAGAGUGAUAAUAGUCAACAGCCACAGCAACAGUGGCAGGACUCGCAGCCCAGUCCUAGACGAACUCCAAGUCAUCAGUGGCAAAAUCAACUGACGCAGGAGAAUAAAUUAGACAAUCAAAUGUCCUGGUCGCCAAACUCGGUAUCGGAGAAUCAACCGAGUUGGGGGCAACAAACGACGAAGCAGGACAUGCAAAAUUCUGGAGAAAGAAUCGCGUGGCAACAACAACAAACAAUGAUAGACACUAAUAAGCCGAAUGGAUUUCCAGAAAAUCAGGAUAAUCCGGAGAACAACGUCUAUGCUCAAUCCAAUCGAGUCAAUCUCAAUAGUCGGCUAAAAUCGAUGAUUCUGAACAAGCAGCAGCAGCAGCAGCAGCACCAACAACAACAACAACAACAGCAGCAGCAGCAGCAGCAGCAACAACAACAACAACAACAAAUGCAACAGCAAUUGCAGACUCAUCAUCAGAUGCAAUCGCAACACAUUAACAGCAACAACGGAUCCUCCGGAGAAUAUCCAACGGAUGAUCAGAUACGCGACGCGCACGAAAACAGCGAGAAGAUGCAGGAAAAACGCACGGAUCAUUUUAUCAAUCAAUCAAACAUUAUUUCGAUGACGCAACCUAAUGAAAAUUUGACCGGUAAUUUUUUAUCGCAUAGCCACCACCCUCGGGUAGAUAAUUUGCCCGACGGUGGUGGCUUAUGGGAAUGGACGGAAGGAGCACAUAAUCACGAUAAUAACGAUAACAACAAAGAUAGCGGUGAUCCUGCAUUACCGUCAGAAAAUGGAAUGACAGCCCUCGAAAGUUUCAUGAAGCUCGCUACGGAGAACAAAAGCGAUAUCGUCGAUCGAUCGUGCGACAAAGAGAAGAAUCAACCAUCCUGGGAGGCGCAGAGGAAAGACAACGAAGUCAUAGACGACAAAUCGUUUCAGCAAAGACUAUGCAUGGAUCAAAUCGGGGACACGUCCUUCGAGGAAGCCCAGAAGACAUCUGACAGUGACGAGGUGAAAAGCGACAGCCUGGAUUUUCUGAAGACGGCGAGCAUUAACGUCCACGCGUCUUCCCAAGACAUCGAAAAAUGCGACUCCGAGCAUGCGAUCAAGCAGGAGAACCUCGGGGAUUACAACUGUGACGGCGACACGUCCAACGUCGCCGAGAACGUCGAAGAGAAUGAAAAAAUGGUACCGGAUUAUAAAUUCCGCGGCGACGGCGGUCCCGCGAAGGUAUCGCCGGAAACCGGUUCGUGGUGCUGUCGCAGAGGUGGGACCGAGCAACCAACCCCGGAACACCUGAGGGACGGCUGUUGCCAGGGUCUUCAAACCAAGGACGAAAUGCUGGCCGAUUCCCCGCAAGCGGCCGAGUUAAAAAACGAAGGGCCGCACAGUCCGCGUACUCCUGCGUCUGCGGCGACGAGCACGGCGACAAAAUUGCAAGACCACUUGGACAAACUGAAGAAUAAUGUGAGGACCGAAGUGCCGGACUGCAACUGCUUCCCCGCCGACAAAUGUCCGCCAGAGCCCGGCUCAUACUACACUCAUCUCGGGGCGGCUGCAAGCCUGCCUGAUCUAAGGAACGAUCUCGAGAGAAGAACCGGCCUUAAGGGCGACGCGAUAAGAUUCGAAAAGGUCAUCUAUACUGGCAAGGAGGGUAAAACCACGCAGGGAUGUCCGAUGGCCAAGUGGAUCAUCCGACGGUCUGGCAUUGACGAGAAGAUCUUAACCAUCGUGAAGCAUCGUCAAGGUCACAAGUGUCCAACCGCCUGGAUCGUCGUAGCCAUGGUUGCUUGGGAGGGAGUGCCGACUCACGAAGCGGAUCGGAUCUACUCUCUCUUAAGUCACAAGCUCAAUCGAUUCGGUCUUCCAACGACUAGACGGUGCGGCACUAAUGAACCACGGACUUGCGCGUGCCAGGGACUCGAUCCUGACAGUUGCGGCGCCAGCUUCUCCUUCGGCUGUUCCUGGUCGAUGUAUUACAACGGCUGCAAGUACGCCAGGAGCAAAACGGUCCGCAAGUUUCGUCUGUCCGUACGGUCAGAGGAACAAGAGGUCGAAGAGAGAAUGCACGUCUUGGCGACGCUUCUGUCACCUUUAUAUCUCAGCCUCGCCCCGGAAGCCUUCAAUAAUCAAACUCAAUUCGAACGAGAGGCGAGCGAGUGUCGUUUGGGAUUUAAGCCAGGUCGGCCCUUCUCCGGGGUUACAGCUUGCAUUGAUUUCUGCGCGCACUCUCAUCGGGACCUACACAACAUGAAUAACGGAUGUACCGUGGUAGUUAGCCUGACGAAACAUCGAACACUAUCAAAACCCGAAGACGAACAGUUACACGUACUACCUCUUUAUAUAAUGGACGACACAGAUGAAUUUGGUUCAAAAGAAGGACAAGAAAAGAAGGUUCGCUCCGGCGCUCUUGAAAUUUUAUCCAAAUAUCCAUGCGAGGUUCGAGUUAGAUCAGUUCCGCUGCAGCCCUGCAGACGUCACGGUAAAAAAAGGAAAGACGACGAAUCUGAUAUUUCGAGCGGCAAGAAGGAUACAGUCAAGACUUUCGCGGAGAAGAUGGUGGAUGCUGGACGUUCCGCAGACUCUUCCAAGCCACAAUUGAGAGACUCGCAAUUGUCAUUGGAGAUGACACCGAUGUUUGAAGGAAUGGACGCGCAAUUGCAAAGUUCUCAGGUAUCGUCCACAGUCUUAGAUAGUCCGGUAUCCAUGUAUCAAGGUUGGGGAUCGUAUCAGAAUGAGCAACAAGGGUGGAAUCGCAAUGGCUGGCUCGAACAGCGAAAGAACAACUGGUUGAAUCCAUGGGGAGAGUAUCCCUCGUUUAGCGGUUUAGAAAGGGACAUCAAGGUGGAUCCAGACAGUACCAGCUUGGAUCCAGAUAUCAGACCUAAAAGUACCGUUUCCCAAGAAGAGCACAGACCGAACUCGAGGAAUCUAGCCAACUCUACGAUGGAUUCAGCCAGAGGAUGUUAUGGAAAUUCAACUAGAACUCACCUCGUUUCACCUCGUUCCCACGCGAAUGUACCUGGAGAAACUUCUUACGGCAUGUCGCCGAGAGGCUGCGGCCCGAUGCUUCACGAUCCAAAGAUGAUUUCGUCGAAAGGACUGGAACAUAUGAAUAUGGAAAAUAAUUAUAAUCAUCAUAUGGUACCUGGGAAUUAUAUCGCUUCUGAUAAUAGACAAAAUGACUGUUCUGCGAGAAUCGGUUCCCUCAAUUCGUCAUUCGGCGUGGAACCCGCGCGAAACACUCCAUCCAAGAUGAAUCCAUCGCCAACUAUUCAUCACGUUCGCAACACGGGACAAGAUUACGUCGCCAAUCAGUUGAGAUUAUCAUCUCCCAGAUACCCGGAAGAUUCUAGUCAGCAGAAAUACCCAAACGCCAUGACGCAAAAUUAUAUAGAUGCUGAAAAUUCGGCGAAACUGCUGAGGCCGCAGACUGAGCAAACAUUCGCAAAUAGAACGCAACAUCCUUAUCCAUCGCAACAGCAGAUGCAAUCGCCCAUAAAUUCCGGCUAUCAGAAUCAAUAUGGCAACGGUAACGCGGCAAAUUUAUUCUCCUGCGUAGACAAUAGUAAUCAUAAGUCGAUGGAAACUCCAAACACGGACAUUUUGAUGCACGGUUCAUUGCACUUGCCAGGAUUUGAACAGCGAAAUGACGCACAAUGCUCAUUGAUGCAGAAUGAUCAACGAAAACCCAUUUAUCAUGCGCAAAGACAAUCGGACUCGAAGCCCUUCGUCAAUCAUCCUGUAUCCCCGUCUUCCGAUCAAGUUGCUUGUCCGCGUAAUUGGAAUACCGCGAACUCGUGGAGUCCCAAUCAAGUUAAGAAUCCGCAGCAGUCCAAUGAUCAGCAGAUGAUAGGUGAUAGAAGAAUCUGGGCCGGUAAACUAGCAAGACCAGAUCAAACCAAGAUUGCUUCCUGGGAAACACCAUCCGAGCCGUCGCCAUUCCGAGUGCCAAAAGGAAGACCGCCCUCACGCACGAUAUCGAAUCAGAACCCAUCCGCAGAGCCCAAUAUGUAUCCGAAUCCUUUGAACAAAACGUUUUUGAAACCACCAGACUCGACAAAGCCUAUCUUUGCAAAUGCCCUAAGUAGCAGCCCGAUUCAAAACGGAUGCAUAUCCAAUCAAGCGAAGAAUAAUUACCCAGGAGAUAAAAUGCGAGAGGGAUUCUACGACGGCAGGCAGGAAGUGUCCAAUUCUAACUCGAAUUCUCUGGCAUGGGCCGAGGAGAUGAAACAAGUACAGGACUUUCAUGCCAUGUCCGGUUUAAGUCACCAUGCGUUUCCGCAAUACGGAUACCCGACUUAUCCGGUAUUCGAGAAACCCUACGCAAACUCGUGGGAAGGUUACAACUACAAUCAUCAUCAGUCGUAUCAGACUCCGGAAUAUUCUCAACAGUUUUAUCAGCAACCGAAGCGCGAAGGCUGCUUCCACUCGUCUCAGUAUCCGUACCAGGGCCUGAAUCCGACGUACCAAGGUUUGAAUUCCGGUUGGACGAGGUGGGACGCACCGCGAUGGGACAUCUACGGACCGCCGCCCUACUUCCCGGUGUUACCGGAGCCGCCGCCAAAAGCGGAGCCGCUCGGCGAAGUGGCGGAUUACUCUGAAAACGAGGAGUGUUUCAAAGAUCCGCAAAUGGGCGGCGUCGCGAUUGCCUUGGGCCAUGGCAGCGUACUCUUCGAGUGCGCGAAGCACGAAAUGCAUGCCACCACCGCCCUGAAAGUGCCUAAUCGCCUCAAUCCAACCAGGAUUAGCUUGGUAUUUUAUCAACAUCGCAAUCUGAACAGACCCAGGCACGGUUGGGACGAGUGGGAGGAGAAGAUGCGGCUGCGUAAAUUGGGCGUCACGACGUCUGCCAAUAGUAUCAGUAGUAUGUCCUCGUCGACGACCAGCUCGUCGACUUCAACCACCGCGACGAGUCCCGGAGGCAGUUCCGGCAAGUCGACGCCGCUUCCGCCGCUGACGCACAUUCCAAGUGUUCCCAGCUCGCAGUUCAUGAUGAGAUCGCCCACGUAUACAACGAUGACCUGGACGACGCUCUUCCCGAUGCAUCCUUGCAUGAUAACUGGCCCGUACCAGGAAGGCGGUGCGAUUGGAUGAGUCGAGGUCGGACGGUGCAACUUCGAUCGUUGAUGACCGAAGCCUUGUACCGAGAGAUUACCAGAAUCCAAGGAGGGGAUCUUAAGGAUAACGAAGAUCCUGACACGACGAGAAUCGCGACGUCUCCGAUCGAGGAUGAGCGACGAGGAUGGCGACUUUUACCACGAGAGGCUUUAUAUUGUUAUUAUCGUUAUAGUUAGUUAUUCCGAGAGAAAAAAAAGAAGAAACGAGAAACACAAUUUGCACUGCCAUUUUUCUAUUUCGGGUUUUACGCAGGAUUUUAACAUAGCGACAAAAAAAGCGUGCUCGAAGAAAGCCUCGCCGGGUGUUGAUAUCACCCUUUAUCGGGGCUCGCAUUUUAUAUUGACUUUUUACUGACAAGAGCUGAACUCGAAAAAAAAAACGAGGCUCCUGUAAUCGAACCGGAGGCUCACAAAAUUGAAAUGACAAUGAAUGAUGUAUAACGACCGAGGCUAAUGACGUAUCAGGAAAAAGCUCCGAUGAAAGGCUACGCCUUGCGAAGACUUUGAUACGAUUAUAGAUUUUCGUAUUCUGAUCCUGUACACUUUAAGUAAUAUCGCUUACAUAUAACGAUUUCGUGUUGGUAGAAUUGUAAUCUUAUUAGCUAGUCGAAGUCUAGAUGAUGAAUCACGCGAUAUCACACGUACACAGAGCACACAUUAAACGUACUGCACACCCCGAACACUCAAGAAAAGAAAAUCUUGCACGAUAUGAUCUCAGAAUUAUCGUAUUCCACCGAGAAAUUUUGUAGAAAACCGAAAGAAAACAGAGAAAACAUUGCAUUCACAUCUGAAAGCAUCGUGUAAAGAAAUAUCAAUUAUUUAAUUAAAUAUACAAUAGAAAGCACUGGGUUUUUACUCGAAGAUUGAGUAAAUAUUAUAAUAUAUUGCAAUAACAAUGAGAUACAUAAUUAUAAUAUAAUAUUCAUAAUACUGUUAUAUAUCAUUUAAAUAACGUAUCGAAAAAUGCUGUCGAAUUGUCGUAUCUAAUAAAUUUUAUAUUUCUUUUCUGGAAAUAGAAUAAAUGGUGGAAGGGCGAUAAUUCCGGGAACAGCUCUUUUUUAUAUUCGUUAGUUGAACGAUUCUUCUCGCGAAAAGGUCCAAGCACAAUCCUAAAUAUCCCAAACGAGGACACGACGACAAUGAUGAUCUCAAGUCUUUAAAUUAAUUAAACGAUAUGUAAUUGUAUAUCUGAUUUCUAGCCUUUGUACAUUUCGCUUCUUAUUCUCGUAUUUAUUUACGUGUUUGUACUCGUAGCGCUAAGCACUAAGUACGAUUAUAAUUCAAGUGGCAAGCGAUAUAAAAUACUAACCACGCGCCCUUCGGGUCGGCUGAGUACAAAGCAUUUAUCUAACAAUCACGUGACGCGUAGAGUAGGGCUGGUGUAUCUGUAUUUGGUCUGCGAUGAUAUACAUUGAACACAUGCCGAGUGUUGUUCUCCAUCAUCGAUUUGACGUUCUUCCCUUUACGUGUGCUUGUUUCAUUUCACUUGCUUAGCCCUUUUACUCGAAUCUAAACAAGGAAAAAUAUUCGGCAUAAUUUGUUAAAAUUCGAUAAGGCAAAAUAUAUAUCAAGAUAAUUAUGUACGAAGGUUUUUUAGGGGUAGAGUUCAAAGGGUUAAUCAAUCAUACACUUUCAAUAUGGACGAUGAGAGGCAUAUUUGCAUUUGAGUUUCUCUCGUCGAAAGGAAAAGGGAUAGAUAAAAAGAAAUGGUCGAAAGCUAAUUGGUGCGACAAAACAAAAGGGAUUUGAUCAAUUCUCUCUGAGAUUCGACGCGUGGUCAUAAUAUUAUUGAAUUAGAAAAUGGUAGAAAUGGUUCAAUUAUUAUUGAAUUUAGAAUGGUAGAAAUGGAGGGGAAAGAGAUUCGAUCUAUGACUUUAUCCAUAAAUCAUUGUCUUUUUUAUUAUUCGUCGACUUUAUUUGUACAUAUUAAUCGUUCUUUUAAUCUGAGCCUGUUGCAAGUGAGGCCAGACAUUAGAAUUCUGCUGAUGACCUUUGAUAUCAAGGACCGACCUCUGGCGGUGUCGAUUGGCUUCCUGAGAAAUUGUAGACGCCCAUCUGUCAUCGUGGAGAGCCUUAGGAAGGAUUUUGAAAAAGUGCGGUAGUUCGGUGUCCCUGAUGACACCGAAUGGCAACUAACCUUGUGCUAAUACCUGAUUGCGUAAGGAAAAAACAGAUCUUAGAUCUUAAAACAGUGGAUCCGUCAAUAAGAAAUAUAACGUUGAUUCAUUCGACAUAUCUAAACUGGCCAAAAGUGCCAUGUUCCUCUUCAUUCCAUUACACUCCUGUCAAAUUAUCGAGCACAUUCCAUAUUUGUGUUAACAAACCCCAGUAAUGUCUUGACGGUAUUAUAGUUUGCGCCUUCCAUAUUCAUAAACUCACGUUGUCUUUCGAAGUUUAACUCAUGCUAAUUUGGGAGGAGUGAUGGGUAGAAGGGUUCACCAUGUUCUCCAUAAAGAACUAUGAUAUCGUGGACUUUCUUUCAAGGGAGCAAUCCAGAGAAAGAGUUCCUUUAUCGAGAGCCGAAAAUGCCGCGAUAGAAUCAAUUUCAAGUGUUCUCUUCGAUGACACUGGGCGUAAAGAGAGUUGAUUCUCGAAGAAUUAAAGAGUAGAAAAAAAGAUAAAACUUCUCGCGAGUAGAAGAGUGAUAAAUACGUAAUCCAAGUAUACUCUAUUGCGGAAAACCGACCAGAGGAAGGUAUCCGAGGUGUGAUAAGGCAAGAGAACGCAAAAUUGAUAAUCCACUUAUUUAUUUAUUUUCACGACGAACGUCUAUCUUCAACUCUUUCAACGUAGCGCUUUACGGCGGAAAAAUUUGUAUUUUAGCUGAUAAUGAGGAGUGAAUUGUGACGAGUUUUUGAUUCUUUGACUCGCGUACCAGUCGAGUCCUAUCUUUCCUUUUUGCAUUUGUGUCCGUAAAUAAAAAAAUCGGUGGAAUGAAAAAAGAAAGAAGCGAGACGCGACCAACCCUCGCCUAUUGGAGUAUUAUAGGAAUCAUUAAUAUAUUAUCAUUCAUUAGUUAUCGCAUGUAAUAGUAAAUAGUAAUAGUAAUAAUACUAAUAUCGGCAGUAAUAACUAGUAAUAUAAUCUAAUUUAAUGUAUUAUUUAUAUUAAUUAAGUUUGAUAACGUGGCGUUGUACCGUUAUUCUACUUUUUUAACAGCAGGUUGGCGGCUCGAAUUUCGAUUGAGAUUAUCUGACCUUCCUAUGCGCGAACCGGUCGAUCAAUGUCUCUCCUUAACGCAAGAAAAAAUGUCCAUGUCCCACAUAGACUUUUUUUGCUCUUAAAUAAACAGCCUCGGAUAUACACGUGCAAAAAUGUUAAUUAAGAAAAAUAUAAAUAAAUAUUAAUCGAGCGUCCUAGAAAAGACUGAAGAGGAUGUCUCAAGUAUAGAUAUUUAUUUUAGAUAUUUAUUUAAAAAAAAAUUAGAUAAAUCUCGACAAAAACGCGCAUGGAAGCGUCGCGAUAUAUUUCACAUCGAAAAUUCAUACACACAUAUAUAUUAAUUCUCCGAUCUAUUCCAAAAAAGUAUCUCCGUUCUAUAUAUAAUAUAUAUAUAUAUAUAUAUAUAUAUAUAUAUAUAUAUAUAUGUAUAUAUAUAAAAUAUAUGUAAGCUAAUAAGUUCGCCACUACUUCUUCUUCACGUGAUAGAAAUGCGUACAAGUACGGCAAUAUGGGACUAUUUCAAACGCAACACUCGUUUCUUUCGCUUCACAUACGCAUAUAUAUGUACGUCUCGAUCCGUAUAAAUAAUAUGAUAAUAAAUGCGUAAUAUCCGAGUGCGCAUAUGCGAGAGAUCACACUGAUACAUUUUCUAGAUAAGGCAGCUUUUUUAUUUCGGAUGACAAUGAGAGUACAACUGUAGAAUAUAUCAUCGGGGCCCGAUGGCUUUUUUUUAAACAUAUAUAUGACAAGAUUAUCCUCCUCGUAUAUCGCGUUCCGCAAGAAAAGAAAAGUGACAAUACAAUGACAAACACGAUAUCUUUGUAUCGAGUUUUGAUUAAGCGCGUUUCUCCCAUAGAUUUCGGAUCUAACAGGUGUUGUGAUAACACACUCUAUGCGCAGCAUCAUCUUUUUUGUCCAAAUUUAUUUCAUGUUUAUUAUAUAGCUCGGGAAUAUUUUUAAAUCUCUCUCCCCCGUCUGUCUUGUAAUUAAGAUGAAAUUAUGGUUGAAAUGAUUUUGCAUUUUGAAAGCAUGAUGAUGAUGAAGCAUGAACUUUCGCGAUACCUGUUGCAUUCCAAGGGAAAUCAAAAUUCCAUAUCAACUUCCGGAAUAAACUUAGCCUUAUUAACGCGCACCUUAAUAAAAAUGCCAUUAUAUAACUACUACUACUUCCAACUGUCUAUAAGUAUAUUGAAGAUCGUUGUUCUUGCUAAAAAGUUUUUUAUAAAGGAGUAAACUCUCAAAAUACACAAUACCGUUCUCGACGAUGCCAAAAUAGUAUUAAAUAAUGAGGAAGUGUUUGUAAAAUAUAUAACAAUUGAUAUAUACAAGAAUGAGAAAUAAAUAAUAAAAACCAUCGCGUGUCCGAAAGAUAUAGAUUGAUAUGCAACGAUUAGCGUUUAUCCUCGUAAUUAUACUUUCUCUUCGAGAGUCUCUUUGUUACAGGCACAAGUUUAUUAAAUCAAGCAAAUACGCAGAAAUUGCAAACAUAUUUCAUAGAUAAAAUUUUUAGACAAAAAAUUAUAUUUAAUAAAUCGACGGAUGAUUUUUGCGCAAUUUUUCGAGCGAGCGAGUCGUUGCAUAAAUCCAUGUAAUAAGGAGGAAAAAAUCUGAAAUCUGAUUAAUUAAAUUAGCGAAAAAGGGGGGUUACGAUUGAAGAUAGAAGGACGGUGAAUUAAGAAAGAAAGAAAUAAACGUUGAAGAGUGUAUUUUUUCUUCCAAUGCCAAAAAGAUGCCAUUUUGUUUUAUACAAAAAAUUCUACGAGAAAACUCAGAAAAAAAUUGACGGGCGAGUGAAGAAGAAAGAGAGUGAAUGAAUGAAUGAAUAAAUGAAUGAAUAUAUGAAUGAGAGAAAGAAAUGAGAAAACAAAGUUUUUAAAUAGUUUGUAGCAAACGUAUGGAUGUAUGUAACAAUAAAAACAACAAACAAAGCAAAACGAAACAAGUCGAUGUAUAUGUUUCGCGAAAUCAAUUUUGCACGCCUUCCAUCAAAUUACAAAAAGAAUCUAAAGAGCGCUUACACUAGUUAACGCGAAAUCCUUAAUUGUCCAAACUUUAUUUUACUCUCUUUGUAUAAGUAUAUACCGUUUUAAACGUGCACACACAUACCAGCUGGGUUUGUUACAAGCCGAUUUGUUGAUGUAACUCAGACCCGAGAAUUGACAAAUGUAAUGUAUGUUGUAAGGAUGCAGCGUUACAUAUACACCGACCACAUAUAUGUGUAUAUAUAUUUUUGGAUAAAACCAUGAAGAAAAAAAUUUAAAUCGAAAUUCGGGCGGGGACGCGCGAGAACGUGAUUAUCUCUCGGCGAAAUCGCAGUUUCACACGAAAUUAGUGAGAUAUUCUUCCUGAAAGCGAGAUAAAUAGAGAGAAAAAGAGUGACAGAAUGAAAGAGUGAAAGAUAAUAGUCGAGAGAGCUUUCACGCACGUCGCUCCCUAAUGUAUUUAUGAAUAUUUAUUUACGCGAAGAGUGGAAAAGAAAUUUAAUAUAUUGACGAUUUAAAGAAGUGAAUUGUAAGUUAUAAGCGUAAGUUUUCUAAGAGCCGUAAAUUGUAAAGCAUUUUUUGCGCGCGAUUAAAGUCACGCGCAAAAGCAAAUCGAAGCAAGAAUGAAGAUGGGAGAGACAGCGAAAGCAAUGGAAUAAAAAGACUCACUUUGGGCGAAAAAUAUAAAUGAGAGGACGUUUCAGGUUUAAUAAUAAAUAAAUUUCAUUCAGGGGAUGCAUAGAGAGAGAAAGAGAGAGAGAUGCGCGUCCACUUAAGAUUGAAGUAUGCUUAAAAGUACGAUAUAGUGAGUAUAUGAUACGUAUAAGUAAUAAAAUAAAUGAUUUUAGCUAUCGAUGACUAUUAUCAACAUAAGAAUACAUUUAGACAAAGAUAUGUGGUAAGACAGAUGUAAUUGUCCUUUGUGAAUAUACAUAAGAGAGAAAUGAAAAAUACAAAAAACUUUUAUGAGUACAA